AUGGCCGACGCAGCGCCGCUCGUUGUAGGCGUCGUCUUCCCCGUCAAGAAGCUCGAGCGCCUCCAGUCGCUGCUGGACCAAGAGACCGACGGCGUGCGCUUCGUGCUGAUCGACUUGGAGGCCGCAGCGCCCACUGGAUCGGCCGUCAGCGCCUGCGACAUUGAAGCGGCGGCGCAGCGCCUCGCGGCCCGUUACAACCCGUUGCACGCGGUGCUGCACAAGUUGGCGCACGAUAUGGUGUUCGCCCGUCUGGGCGACGAGGACGCAGCGACUCGCGUCCAGUUGAUGCAGGAGAUGGCGCGCCAGAACCCGUCGGUGCGCCUGGUGGACCCGCUCGACAGCGUGCGGCUGCUCACGAGUCGCUCGGCGGCCUGUGAGCGGCUGCAGACAAUGGAGCAGGUCAAAGAGCCGACACAGAGCUUCAAAGUGCCGCACUUUCGUGUCGUACAGAACUUGGAGCACUUUCAGGAGCUGGUGGCGGAGCUGGACGCUGGACGUACGAAGCUGCCGCUCAUUUGCAAGUCGGUGGAAGCCUGUGCAACGGAGCGCUCGCACAUGAUGAGCGUCGUCACGAAGCGCGAGGACUUGGUCUACGUCGAGUACCCCGUGUUGUACCAGGAGUUUGUCAACCACUCGGGUCGUCUCUACAAAGGUUACGUGCUUGGCGAUACCAUCAACGUGGCAGAGCGACGCUCGUUGCCGAACCUUGUAGCGGGCAAUGCCCAGCAAGUGCACUUUAACACCCAAGAAGCCUACCCCACGAGUGAGGACUUCCACUCCCGUUCCGACGACGACGCUGAGCAAGAAACAGCGGUCGGUGGUAAAUGGACGCAGGAAACGAUAUUUGCAGCCGUGCGCACGAUCGGCGAGCGCCUUCGUGACGAGCUAAAACUGACCCUGUUCGGGUUCGAUGUCAUUGUGGCCGAUGACGGCCCGCGAGACCUUUACGUGAUUGACGUCAACUACUUUCCGUCCUACAAAGAGGUUGACGACUUGAGCAUCGUACUCAGGAAGCACCUGAAGCAAGUAUGCGGUCGUCAGUAG
Messenger RNA from Hyaloperonospora brassicae, 1044 nucleotides. The record is from the annotation of a GenBank genome assembly. Lineage: Eukaryota; Oomycota; Peronosporomycetes; Peronosporales; Peronosporaceae.